GUUGGCCGUGCUCGAGGAGAUGAAUGGGAGGCAGAUCACUCCAAAUGUUAUUGCCAACAACGCUGCUAUAGCCGCGUGCGCCGCAGUGGGGCAGUGGGCCCAAGCCGCCGUGAUCCUGUACGCUAUGUCCAGUCCAGACGUUGUCAGUUUCAAUUCUGCCAUCACAGCUUGCGAGGCUGGGGCGAACUGGCAGAUGGCUGCUUGCCUGUUGCAGGACAUGAAGCUCAAGCGCCUUUUGCCCGAUGCACUGUCGCACAAUGCUGCACAGAAGGCCUUCAAGGCCUCCUGGCAGUGGCAACGAUCACUCAGUCUGCUGAAAGAAAUGAACGAGCUGCAGGGAGCGAAGCCGGACCUGAUCACAUACACUGCGGCGGUUUCGGUUUGUCAGAAGAUACUGGCAAAGGGACAGGCAGUGGCGCUGCUUGAUGAGGUGUGCAUGCUGGUGGACAGUGACUGGCCAUGGGCCGACGUGCGGCCAAACGCAAUUGAAAAGCUGCUUAUUUGUCCAAGUAGAACACCGACGCAUCGGACAAUGCUCCACACUUGUUCGGCCCGGUUGCAGCACGUCCAAGGGACCGCCUUCAGCUUGUUGGAGGAGAUACCCUCGUUCGAGGACGGUUACCUUGAGGCAUUAUUCCUGUGCCAGAUGUGCGUUGUUUUCUUGGACCUUCGGCAUAUCUGUGUUGACUCCAACAGGCUGGCGCUUGCGGUUCGCAGCCUUUGCGUGCUUAUCGUUUUCUGCCGGAGGACUUUGCUGCACCAGCUCCUGAAGCUCUCAGGUGAGAAAGAGAUCAGCCUCCAGGCAUCAAGGCACCUGUGUGGGCAUAUGCGGGCAUUCAGCCUGGUGGGCCACACCAACACAUUCGCCAAAGCUCUUGUCAAUGCAGCAGUGGGUCCAAAGCAUCGCUACUUUUAA
This is a messenger RNA of Symbiodinium necroappetens, 916 nucleotides long. NCBI's taxonomy places the organism in Eukaryota, Dinophyceae, Suessiales, Symbiodiniaceae. The record is from the annotation of a GenBank genome assembly.